Limulus polyphemus (Atlantic horseshoe crab) is the source of this 3645-nucleotide messenger RNA. RefSeq names its product homeobox protein OTX2-like. Gene Ontology annotation, biological process: regulation of transcription by RNA polymerase II. NCBI's taxonomy places the organism in Eukaryota, Metazoa, Arthropoda, Merostomata, Xiphosura, Limulidae. The record is from RefSeq and is a predicted model, not a curated record. Gene Ontology annotation, molecular function: RNA polymerase II cis-regulatory region sequence-specific DNA binding; DNA-binding transcription factor activity, RNA polymerase II-specific. The coding region runs from base 418 to 1440 and encodes 340 amino acids. Gene Ontology annotation, cellular component: nucleus. The transcript is spliced from 6 exons.
ACAAACCCGUUACUGAGCAUACGUAGGCUGGUUAUUUCACUACCUAAACUUGUAGUUCUAGUUUCACCGAAAUUAGUAAGCAUUAACGUCUGAACAUCUUCUGUCAACAGCAACAUCAAGUGAAACACACAUCGAGACACUGAAUUGCCGAACUCUCUUCCUCAGAAAGGCCGUGACUACUGUCGGACGUGGAUCAUUCCUCGUCGUCGGACUGGUUCUUCUGAUCCAGGUGCCGCUAGAGCAGCAGACACGGGACCAACAACGUAUUCUUCCGGCUUGGCAGACGUGGUGUCGCCCGUGGAGUUCAGUGUCAACUGUGGUCAUCUCCCUUGUACUGGCACCGUGGCGUUCCAACCGGCUAAUUCCUCGUGUUCUCCUUUCUCUACAGCAGCCUGCCAGACCACAGUCUCGUCCGGUAUGGCUUAUCUCAAGUCUCCACCUUACCCCGUGAACGGGAUCGGGCUACCUUCACCCGGAGUUGACCUUCUCCAUCCUACCGUCGGUUAUCCUGAUCGGCUCGGCAACAAUACUCAUUCCAAUUCUUGGCCAAAGUUACCCGAUGGCCGACACUAUGACGUUGAAGGGGUUGGCUCCUACAUUAUUGGUCGAAUGUCGUGCCCACCUGUGGAACGGUUUCCGGACUUUUCAGAUGUGACUAUUUAUCAAAGUUCAGGACCACCUUCAUCCGCCCCUAGAAAACAACGUCGAGAGCGUACCACUUUUACUAGGGCACAGCUUGAUGUAUUAGAGGCCCUUUUCAGCAAGACUCGUUACCCUGAUAUUUUCAUGAGAGAGGAAGUGGCUUUAAAAAUCAACCUGCCCGAGUCUCGGGUACAGGUCUGGUUCAAAAAUCGUCGAGCCAAAUGUCGUCAACAGCAGCAGCAGCAAAAUGGAGGUUCAACCUCGAAAACUACUCGACCCAAGAAAUCUAAAAGUCCGCAACCAGCCGCCUCUCCAUCGUCAACUCGAGAUCCUGUUUAUAAACAUCGAAACCUCUCUCAGCCAUCCCCGAGUACAACCCCAACAGUGACGACCAACAACACCAGCGCCAUCUGGAGCCCCGCCAUAACUCCAGUCUCAGACUUUAUGAACAGUAGCAGCUGCAUGCAAAGACCGUCCUACCAUAUGACAAACCUGAACAAUACGCCCCCUACGCCCAGUUGUUAUACGCAGAGCUACGGACCAACUUCUUAUUACGGAAAUAUGAACAUGGAAUACCUACCACCACCAAUGCCACAUACGCAGAUAAGCAUGACCAAUAUGGCUUCGUUGAAUCAAAUGAACGGCCCAAACAUGACAUCCGCCAUGAACCCUGUCGGACUCCAACCAGCAUCAUUGACCCCACGAACUUCCUCUACAAAUGGAGGAAUCUCACCAAGUGACUGCCUCGAGUAUGGAUCUGACAAAUCAGCACCAACUUGGAAGUUUCAAGUACUGUGACGUAAUAUGUUCGCAACCAUCAGAUAUUGUGGCGCACUGAUAGAUAUAAUUAUCCAGACAUUGCAGUUCAUCAACUGACUACCAUUGUUACUUUGUCUAGGUCGUGCGACUUACUAAUUUUGUCUUUGAAUACCAGGUACCCUGAACACAUCUUAAUUUCCUGGUUCUUCCUCCAACCAACAGAUGCCCUUGCAAAGUGAAGACAUUUCUUUUUAAAGCCUUUGUAGUUCCUCCUUCGAUGCACGUUUUGUAAACCAGACAAAAAUAUAAGUUGAUUGACUUUUUACUUCCCUCUUGAAAGUCAGGCAACCUGAAAAAACGAAAAAUGUUUAUACAUAAAAAUAUUCUCCUAAAUUCGUGUCGUGAACGGUUUUUGUAUUUUGCUCAAUAUAAAUGUGCGACGUCAGUAUGAUAGAAGUAAAUACCAAAUAUUAUCAGUAAAACAAUAAUUCUGGGAAACAUCUGUCUUAGAUUGAAAUCCGUUACUACAAAAUCAGCGCUUAUAAGAAUAUAAGCGUGAUUUUGAAUAUACUAUUCAACAACAUAGAUGGUAUAUAUAUUAAACAGCAAGGGCACGAUAUAAAAUAACAGCUUUUCCUGUUCGUAUCAAAUUUGUGGUACUUAUAAUCAGCGUAAAUUUCCAAGGCUUUUAUUCUGAAGCAUUUAAAUGAUCCCUAAUUUUUCCACCAUCAACCCACGUGGCUAUUAUAUUUAUGCUUGUAUUUGUGUAAAUGUUUCUGUGGUAACCAGAGGCCUAGCGUUAGUGAGGUAACAAUAGAAAAUAGAGGUAUGACAAGUAUUUUAAGUGGGUUGGUCAGCAUGACAAAUUAUUUUAUGUCAAAGUUUUUGGGCUACUUACACGAGACUUUUGUUUCGUUCUAUUUGAAUCAAUCAUUUUAACUUUGUCGAGUGAAAUGUUCUGAAAAAUAUUCGUGUUACAAAAGUAUUAUUAGAAUUAGUUAACAGUUGUAUAAAAAAAAAGUGCCAAAAACAGUUUAAAAACUAUCAUACCUAAGCACAUUUGUUUAUACUUAGAUUACAGUCAAAGAAUAUUGAGACAUAGUAUUAUUACCUUAGAUUCAUAAAAGCAUUCUCGUGGAGGAAGGGUGGGUAAUCGUUUUGUAAUGGAGUCAACUUUUGUUUUGUGUAAGCUUUAGAGUUUUAAGUUUUGUUUAUAACUACUUUCUUUAAUCAAAUAAGCAUUUAUUAAUUAUUUUAAUGAUAAUGAAUUUGUAAAUUUUCGUUACAUGUGUAAAUACAGAGGGUGUUUUUAAAGUCUGUGUUUACUUUUUCCUUUGGAAAUAUGUUGAAAGAAUGAAAAAUAAACUAGUAAUUAUAAACUCCUAUAUAUAGAUAUAUAUAUAUUCAUGCGUGAUAGCUUGCUUUGUCGAUAAAGAGUACAACACCAACCCUACAACUAUUGAAUUAUCUGUAGAAGUGUUAAAACAGUUAUAAUGUUAGAUUAUUUAAUAGUUUUCUAUUAAGUAAACUAUGUAGCGCUACCAGUCGGAAUUCAUGAUGAACAACCAAGAACAUCAGCGUUUCCAAAACCAACAAAAAAUUCUCACAGUAAACAGCUCUUACUUACUCAGUGAUGUCUAAUGUAAUGCGAAAACAAACUAGCUCGUUAGCUUGAAAUACGAAGAUGUAGUUUUAAUCAAAGUAUAACUUCAUUUUUAACACUUCUACCACUUAAGAGUCCAUUAAGUUCGAUCCAUUUAAGCCGUUCAAACGAACUUUUAGCUACAAAAUGGAACUUAAAAACACCAUCUACAGGUAAGCGUUAAACUACAUUAAAACAGAAAAAGGCGGACUUUAAGAAACCUUCAAGGCGAAUGCAAAGCUCAUCGUUAUAUUCAGAUGUAUUAUUUAACUGACCUGUGAGAAAUGAGGCUUACUUUUCAUAUCACUUCAGCUUGAGGAUUGUCUAUUAUCACUGUAUAUUGAUGAUAUAACUAUACGCAGUAGUUUUGGAGAUGUAAAGAUGAUAUUGAUAGUUCUUUAGAUGUAUGUGUUGUUCGUCAACCUUUUCGUUACUUAUCACAAUCUUCAUCUUCCUUGGAUCUAUUGUAAAUAUCUGUAUAUUUCGCCAAACUAUGUACUUAUAUAAUGUAAGGGGAUAAUUUUUGUGUUAAUGUAACUUUUGUUGUGUGAGACGAGCAACUAUUCCGAUAGACUUGAAAAUAAACUUUGUUUGGAUCUGAG